AUGGACAUUUUUAUUGACGACGCCUCCCCCCAGCUCGUGUACCGCUCGAACUCGAACGGGUGGAUAACAGACCACAGGAACGGUGCGUCUCCAAGAACCUCGGGCAUGACCAAUACAGUCUCUCUACAUUCCACGCUACCAGUACCGAAGCACGGCGACUCUCUAACGGUCAAAUUCAACGCCACCACCGUCUCCCUCUAUGGCGCCAAGAGGCCAAAUCACGGGAUAUUUGGCGUGAUCAUUGAUGGCCGUGAUGAGCAAUUUGUUAGUGGCUGGGCAGAGGAAAGUGUGUAUGGGCAGAGGGUGUUCAAGGCAGUGGACCUACCUGCCGAGAAGGAACAUACUAUGACAGUGACGAACUUCCCAUCGAAAACGACUGGACAAACCGACGACGGGACUGGGUUCUGGCUGGAUAUUGACUACAUCGUAUUUCAUUCCUCUCUCGACGGCAAAGAACAGGUCUUUACAACGAUACUGGAAGAUACCAGCCCGGCCAUCACUUACGACGACGCCUGGACGCCAGACGGGGAUGGGGACAGUGCGUCUUAUAAUCAAACCGAGCAUGUUUCUACCACCCAGGAUUCUGGAUUUACGCUUAAUUUCAAUGGGUCGUCGAUACAGGUGUUCGCUGCUGUGGGACCGAAUCACGGGCAAUAUUCAGUCAGUGUGGAUGGAGGGGAAGAAGAGACAUUCAACUCAAGUUGGCCAGAGACGGUCUACAAAGUGCCCAUGUACACAAUCUCCAACCUCCCCGACUCUCCCCACACCCUCCAGUUUACCAACCUCGAAGCCAAGUCACUCGGAUUCGACUAUGCCGUCAUCAAUUCUACCCUUUCUUCUUCCUCAUCCAACAAUGAAUCGUCGCCUAUCCUACAAGGCACGACCGUCUCCUCCGCCUCUGAAAGCGCAGCCUCAGAGAAAGCCAGUGAAAGCACCAGGUCGGUAGGCGCCAUAGCCGGUGGGGUUGCUGGUGGAGCUGUCGGCCUCGGGUUGGUAUUCCUCCUCGCUUGGGUGCUGUUCUGGCGCAAGAAGGGAGAUCAUUCGCGGUUGGCAGACGGCGACGGUGAUGCCGAUGGGCUCGGGAGAAGGUCUUCAUUCUACUAUUCCAAACCUCCCCAACAAACUCGAUCUCGUUCUCAAAAAUCGACUCGCACCACGGUAUCCACGGCGACGACUUCGAUGAGAUCGAUGAGACGAGCGCUUGUAAAAGUGGAUUUGGCGGAAAAGUCGGACGAUGAUGACGAUUCGGACUGCUCCAGUGCGUCUUCUAGAAGAGAUGGACACUAUUCGCGAGGAGGUUCGGUGCGCGAGAGUCUGCAUGCGCCUCUUUCUGCGCCUUUGGUUACACCCAGAAGCGGGGGGCUGGAAGCACAGAUGUCCCGCCCUGCUCAGCCAGCCACUGAUCCCCAUUACCCUGCUCUCGCAUCCUCUACCCCCGCGCCCGACUCCCGCCCAUUCUUGACUCUCGUCCCACCCCCACCGACGUCCAACGCUACUUCCUACAUCCCCUCCGCCGGUCCUUCUCGCGGACCAAACACGCUCGGCCGCUUACCGUUCAGUGCCCCUGCGCCUAGCACGACAGCACCGAGUGUGUAUUCGCAGGAAGGAACGUAUGUCGAGCCGCCGCCUGAGCCACUCGAACCGCGACAUGUGAGGGGAGGUAAUCGACAGGGACAAGGCGAAGGCGAGAGGGGAGAGUUGUUGGAAGACAAGUAUCUCUCUUGGGGUUCUCGCGCUUCUGGCGGAAGCGGAGGGUUGAACAAGCUUCAACGCGAAUCGGCUUAUGCCCUGUCUACACCUGGGGUGUCACAAAGCAGAUCAUCGACGAGAGGGACGUAUACACUCCGCCCUCUUCCUCGCACACCCCUUCCCCAAACCAAUGGGCACGGCAACGAUAGAGACGACAGGCCGGGGACCGCGGGGAGCUAUCGGUCGUCCAGGGGUUCCCGACCGGGUACUGCCUCAAGCCAAAUAUCGGCGCAUUCCCUUCACGUCACUUCUUCCCCUUCAACUCAGAAUGGUGCUUCACCUGUCUCCCCUCCGCCCAAAAGAACAACAUCACCCACACCAACGGUGUCGGCGACAGCGGCAGGCAAUAUCUCGUCCACCGAACUAGCAUACAAAGCCGAACUCGUAUCCCUUCCUUACACGGCAUCUCUUCCGCGCAAUGGUCGCGCAGGUGAUGUUGAAAGGGCAGAAGAGAGGAUCAAAGUACCCGGGAGGGAAGUUGAUAUGGGGCCUCUACCUGCGGCUAUGGCUGUGGCUGCGGCAGGGAAUGGAGGUAGUUUACCGCCGGGGUAUUUCGAGGCUUUGAGAGGGGAGUUGGGAGGUGGACGGAGGUGA
Molecule: messenger RNA, 2343 nt
Organism: Cryptococcus wingfieldii CBS 7118
Lineage: Eukaryota; Fungi; Basidiomycota; Tremellomycetes; Tremellales; Cryptococcaceae
Exons: 9
Coding region: 1-2343 (780 amino acids)
Source: RefSeq, a predicted model, not a curated record